Olea europaea var. sylvestris is the source of this 3112-nucleotide messenger RNA. RefSeq lists its product as uncharacterized. Gene Ontology annotation, biological process: L-arabinose metabolic process. The record is from RefSeq and is a predicted model, not a curated record. Gene Ontology annotation, molecular function: alpha-L-arabinofuranosidase activity. The transcript has 10 exons. Lineage: Eukaryota; Viridiplantae; Streptophyta; Magnoliopsida; Lamiales; Oleaceae. The coding region runs from base 501 to 2861 and encodes 786 amino acids.
AUCUAUAAAUAUCUUUUUCAUAUUCUGUGUACAAAUAUCACUUGCUCUAAGUUAUCAAUCAAUCAUUUCAUUCUUACCUUAAACUACAUUUAAGGUUCAGUGCAUUGCCUUGCACUUGAACUCAAGGGCUUCUUGAUUUUUAAGCCAAACAAGCAAUUUUUCACUUCCAUUUACUUAACUCUGUGAAGGGUUUAUCUCAUUUUGCUUAUUCUUUUUACUUUGCAUUUUUAUUUCUUUUACUCAACAACUGGCGCCCACAAAUAUUUCAUUUUUCUUUUCUCUUAAAAUUGUACAAGAAACCAUUCUUUGCUUUCACGAGACCUUUUGGGUAGUUUUUUUUUUAAGUUGUCUUAAUCUCGUUUGAUGGGAUUGCUAUAAAUAAGUGGGAUUUAUUUGCACUUCUUUCCUACAUGGAAAAUUCAAUGAAGGGGAAGAGUUGAUAUAUUCUUAUGAUCAAAAGUGUCUUCUCUCUUGAAUUUUGAUUCAUACAGUUGAUAAAAAUGAAGUCUUUAGUGUUAUUCAAGGUGAUGAUAGUUUUAUUACAGUUAUGUGGAUGUUCUUUUGGUAAGGAGUGUACUAAUAUUCCAACUAUUUUGUCUUCACACACUGUAAGAUAUGAAUUGUUGUCAUCUGGUAAUGAAACAUGGAAAAAGGAGAUGUUUUCACAUUACCAUUUGACUCCUACUGACGAUUCUGCCUGGUCGAAUUUGCUUCCGAGGAAGAGGUUGAAGGAGGAUGAAUACAAUUGGGCAAUGAUGUAUAGGACAAUUAAGAAUUCAGGUGGGGUUGAAGGUCUGCUUAAAGAAGUUUCAUUGAAUGCUGUGAGGUUGGAUCCUAAUUCAAUGUAUGGACAGGCCCAGCAAACUAAUUUAGAAUAUUUACUGAUGUUGGAUGUUGAUAGUCUCGUUUGGAGCUUCAGGAAGACGGCCGGUUUGGAGACUCCUGGCGAGCCGUAUGGUGGGUGGGAGGCUCCAAGUUCCGAACUUCGGGGCCAUUUUGUAGGGCAUUACAUGAGUGCUUCAGCAAAAAUGUGGGCUAGCACUCAUAAUGACAGCCUCAAACAGCAGAUGACAGCAGUCGUUUCUGCUCUAUCUUCUUGUCAAGAGAAAAUGGGAACAGGGUAUCUUUCUGCUUUCCCCUCUGAGCAAUUUGACCGGUUUGAAGCAAUAAAACCUGUUUGGGCACCGUAUUAUACAAUUCACAAGAUAUUGGCAGGUCUUGUGGAUCAGUAUACUGUGGCUGGUAAUGCUCAAGCUUUAAAAAUGACGACAUGGAUGGUUGAUUACUUCUACAACCGUGUACAGAAUGUGAUAUCAAAAUAUACACUUGAAAGACACUGGUUAUCACUAAAUGAAGAAACAGGAGGCAUGAACGAUGUUCUUUACAAAUUACACAGCAUAACGGGGGAUCAGAAGCACUUGUUAUUGGCUCAUCUUUUUGAUAAACCAUGCUUUCUAGGAUUGCUAGCUGUGAAGGCUGAUGAUAUAUCUGGAUUUCAUGCUAACACUCAUAUUCCAGUUGUUAUUGGAUCUCAAAUGCGGUAUGAAGUUACUGGCGAUCCUCUAUAUAAGUUGAUGAAUGGUGUGCUGAGCAUCCAAAGAGGAAGGGAACCUGGAGUAAUGAUCUACAUGCUCCCCCUGCGCCGUGGUGCUUCCAAGGCUCGAAGCUACCAUGGAUGGGGAACAAAGUAUGAUUCUUUUUGGUGCUGCUAUGGAACAGGCAUUGAAUCAUUUUCGAAACUGGGAGACUCGAUAUACUUUGAAAAGGAGGGAAAUACUCCUGCUCUGUACAUCAUCCAAUAUGUAUCUAGCUCACUUGAUUGGAAAAUGGGACACAUUUCCCUGAACCAGGAAGUAGAGCGUGUUGUAUCAUGGGAUCAACGCCUUCAAGUGACAGUGACAAUUUCCUCAAAAGAGCAAAUAGAAAAUGCAGCAUCUACCUUGAAUUUUAGGAUACCACCAUGGACAUAUUCCAAUGGUGCAAAGGCAUCAUUAAAUGGUCAGGACAUUCACUUAGCAGCUCCAGGCAAUUUCCUAUCACUGACUAGAAAUUGGAACCCUGGUGAUAAAAUUACUUUGGAGCUGCCUAUAAGUCUUAGAACUGAGACUAUCAAAGAUGACCGGCCGGAAUAUGCUUCUGUUCAGGCCAUAUUCUAUGGUCCCUACCUUCUUGCCGGUUUUUCAACUGGUGACUGGGAUAUCAAAGCAGAUUUAACUAAGUCUAUUUCUGAUUGGAUUACUCCAGUUCCAACUGAUUACAAUUCUCAUUUGAUAUCCCUUUCACAAGAAUCCGGGAAUGCAGUAAUUGUCCUCACAAACUCUAAUCAAUCAAUAAAAAUGGAGAAUUUCCCUCAAGAAGGAAAUGAUUCUGCUGUCAGUGCAACUUUUCGACUAGUUCUGAAAGAUGCAACAGAAUCUACAAAGUUUUCAGGGCCAACAGAUGCUAUUGGUAAAUUGGUCAUGCUAGAACCACUUGAUCUUCCAGGCAUGCUAAUUGUGGAUCAAGGAGUUGAACAAUAUCUUGGGAUUUCAGAUUCGUCGAAAGGUGGUGGUUCUUCUACUUUUCGCUUGAUUUCUGGGCUGGACGGGACAAAUGGAACAGUUUCCUUGGAAUCCGAGGAUCACGAAGGUUGCUUCGUGUACAGCAGUGUUGACUAUCAAUCCGGUACAAGCGUUAAGCUCAGCUGCAAAUCAUCAGAUUCUGGAUUUAAACAGGCAGCAAGUUUUACUUUGAGAGAAGGAUUGAGUGAGUAUCAUCCUAUCAGUUUUGUGGCAAAAGGGACAGACAGGAACUUUCUUCUGGCUCCAUUACUUAGCCUUAGAGAUGAAUCUUACACUGUAUAUUUCAACCUUCAGGCAUAAGGUGGGUUGGGGGUAAUAAAAGUGGAAUGGUUCUGAAAAUUUAAUAAUUCAAAAAUCAAACUCUACCGGUUUUAUAUUGGUUAUUAACUUAGUAUCUCUUCUUCAUGUCUGAAAUGAAUAUGUAUGAGAUAGAUAUUUAAAGAAGGGGAUUUGCCAUACAAUGAUGCAGGAGGAGAAAUGCGUUUUAUUGAUUGAACUCUGUUUUACUUUAUCAGUAUGUUUUGUAUAUAUUAAGUUUUUUCAUUUUUCAA